Caenorhabditis angaria is the source of this 7286-nucleotide messenger RNA. NCBI's taxonomy places the organism in Eukaryota, Metazoa, Nematoda, Chromadorea, Rhabditida, Rhabditidae. The record is from the annotation of a GenBank genome assembly.
AUGGAUCGAUCAUUGCGUGAAACACGCUGGACGACCAAAACCUUACUGAAUGUUGUCGAGAAGUAUGUCGUUCGAACGGUUAGUUUCAGAAAAAUUCAAAAACAAAGCAAACGUUCAUUUUCAGCGACUAUCUGCGAAAAGCAAAAAAGAACUGGAAGAUGGUCGAAAUGAAGCAAUCUUCAGUCCACAAGAAGCAGUUCCAUAUCUUCAACGUCUCAUGGAUAAAUCAGAAGGAAAACUUGAUAUUUACGGACCUGUUGAGCAACUCAUGAAUGAUAUCACACUUCUAUCACAUUUCCAGAAUAAUGGAGAGUUUCUUGGUUUGAAAGAUCAAUUCAAUUAUCUUGGUUCCCCGAAAUAUAUGCAAGACACAAAAAGAAUGGAAUUUAUGCCGAAGAAUGAUGUUUAUUUUUUGAUUUUCAAGAAUUUCUCCUCAUUUAUUGAUGCAGGUGAUGAAGUUCACAAUCUUCUUUUAAUGUCAUUGGGAAAUGCAAUUUUUCGACAAAUGAAAAACAGCUACGAAAUCAUUCCGACUGAUAUUGUUGAUAGUGUUUGUUCUGCUUCGACUGAUGUUUUCAACUCAUGUAGAUCAAUGCAAUUAAUGACUCGAAUAUCAAAACGAGGAUUGAAAUUAUCAAAUCAUUCAGUUGAUGAAGCAUAUUCGAUUUUCUCGCAGUUUUUCGAUGAGAAAAAUGACAAAGAAUUGUUGGUUAAACUUCGACAACAUUUGAUUGAAUAUAAUAAAACGAAGCCAAUUGGAAAACAUGAGGAAUUCUAUCAAGCACUGUAUUUGAAACUUGUCUUAUUUCAAGAUGCUAUUGGAACUCUUACAAAUAGAUUUCCGAUGGUUUUUCAACCAUAUUCCAAGAUCAAGGUAUCAAAAGCACCUGAAAUUAAAUAUUUCUAAUUUCUUUAUCUUUUUCCAGAAAACGUUAAAAACUCAUUACGCGGUUGUUCGUGUUUUCAACGAGGAAAAUAAUCGAUUUUUCUUGGCCAAAGAUUUGGAAUUUGCACUCACGCUUGCAUUGAGAAACAAAUUCAAGAACAAAAAUUUGGCGGCUGGAAUUUGUCCAAUUGAAACAGCUGAAGAUAAAAAACGAGGAAUUUUGAUGUCUGUUGAUUGGAAAAAGUUUGAGAGCAUUUUAAAAACACUCGGAUUAACUGUUGAUGAUUUGAAUGUGAGUAUUUUGCUGAUAGGAGGAUUUCUGGGGGAAAUUUUUGAUUUUGGAAAUCCCUUUCUAGAGUUUACCUCCAAUAUUCCAGAUAAUCGAACACGAUAUCGAAAGAACAAGUCGAAAUAUCGCAGUUCCAAUCAUUACUCAAUAUGGAACUCAUUGUAAAUUGGCAACUGACGCAUUUUAUGAAGUUUUCGAUAAUGUUUCAACUGGUUUGCAAUUAUUUCAAACUGUCAACAAACAAAAUGUUCCGAAAAUCUUUGAAUGGUUCUCAAAGUUACACGAUGUUUUUAAUGAUACCAGGGUAAUUGUUUUAUUGUUUUUCCUUGUAAGCUUUAUCUUUUUUUCAGAAAACUCGAUAUUUCAUUGAACUUUGGAAAAUUGAUGAAAUCGUUGAGCGAGUUUAUAAGGAACUUGAAGUUUAUUCAACAGAAAAAGUUUAUGAAAUUUCAAAGAAAAUUGAGAAAUUUGAAAAAUCUGAGGCGAUCAAGCAGGUUUUGAAGAUGUCGCCGAAUUUUGGAUUGAAUCCUGAAAAUGUUGAAGCAAUUCAUUUUUAUUUUUUGAAAACUUUUGGAUUGGAAAAUGAUAUUUCGAUGAGAUAUGUGCACAAAAUUUAUGAGCAUUGUGUUAGAUUGCAAUUUUUCGCGGCGAAUCCGAAGGUUUGUGAUUUCGAAAUUUGCUCGAAAAUUAGAUUUCAACAGAAAGUUAUGAAUUCAAACAAUACGAAUUUUCAAACUGCGGCUCAAGAGGAAUUUUUUGUUACACGGAAUGUAUUUAAAUUCAAUGUUCAUUGAAAAUUCUAAUUUUCGGCAGAUUCCGCUAUUGAUCGUUUCAUAUUCCAAAUAAUUUUGAAACAGUGAAAAAUAAUUUUUGUCGAAAAAAUGGAAUUUUUUUGGUGGAAAGAGCUCCAAAUUAUUUUUUUUUUGCAGUACACAAAAUUUAUGCAUAAUCAAGGAGCUUGUGGACUUAUGCGUCGAUUAGUUUGUGAAUGUCAGAAAGAAACACAAAUCCCGAAAACUCCGAUCAAUAAAAUGCCCGAAGUUCUUGAAAUGACAAGAGAAGAAUAUUUGGAAGCUGUUUAUAUCGAAUAUCGAAAUAGAUUUGAUUUCAAACUUGUUGCAAAAAAUGGAAAAAGUUAUGCGGAUAAUGAUUGUUGUUUGGGUAUUGUAAUGGAUUCGAUUGUUGAAAAUGCAGAAGAAAAUCAAAGAGAAAUACUCAAAUUAUCAUUUAAUGAAGAAGCGAAAAAGGAAGAAAUGAAAAAUACUCGCAUUUUUUAUUUUGAAGAGAGUGAAAUUGAGAAGAUUUGUGAGAAAUCGAAUAAAAUGUAUCAAGGUGAGCGGGGAAAAUUUAUUUAUUUUUUAUCUUUCUAAGUUUUCUGAAUAUUUCACCGAAACUUCAUAUUGAUCCAAAAAUUGAAUUGCAUCAUUGUAAAAUUUCCAAAAUUGUUCAUCUUGAUCGCGUUUUUCACGUUUUGCUUGUUUUGCUUUUUUCUCAGCUUCCAGUUUUUGUUUGGCAAUUUUUUGGAGAAAAUCUAACAUUGAUUUUUUGACAUCUGGAAUUGAAAUUUCCGGAUUUAAAUGGAUUCUUGGUGCCAAAGUUUUUGAACUUUUAAAUUUCCACGUGGAUUCUUGGCCCUAUUUUUUCCCUAGGCAAAAAAAAUUAACAGAAAUCUGGUUUCUACCUAAACUCUAGACCCCAUUUCAAAAAUGAUAUCAUACCUGACGAGUUAGGCUUGGGGGUUUUGUCUGUUCCAUUUAUAUCAAUUUUAACCUCUACAAUAUAUGCCCCAAUCAAAUUGGCUGUGAAAUAAUAUUCGCCCAAAUUGUAUUCUUUGAGCUUUGCAUCGAUUUCCUUUUCCAAAUUUGAAAAGGUUUCAAGUGGAUCGGCUGAUGUUUGAAAAUUUGAGAAUGCAUAGAUUAUUAGGAAAAUAUGGAUAAUAUUGAAUUGUAUCAUUUUAGAAAAUGAGCGGUUUUUUCCUGAAUUUUCACGUUGUGUUUCAGUUCACGUUUGAAAUUUUCCUAAAAAUUGUUGAAAUUUUUGCAGAUGUCAUUGAAAAUGCAAUUGAUCGAGUGCGAGCUCAAAAAAACAGUUAUCUUCAAACGCGAGAAAUCAAAUGGUGUGAUGUUCGAAGAGGUCUUUAUGAAAUGUAUCCAAAAUCGGAAAAGAAUGGAGAAAUCAUUGAUAAAGUUAUGAAAAAUUUGAAAACUCAUCCGGGAGCCACGAAAAACGGCAUUUUGUGCAAUUUAAUGACGGAAGUUUUUGAAGUUUGUCGACACGCUCAAAUGAUUUAUCGAUUGAUUUUUGGUGAAUUGAGAAGUUUGACUGAUUAUUCGAAAAAGAAAGAGAAACGAAAGAUUGUGUUGAGAAGUAUGUGUGAGAUGAAAAUUGAAGAUCAGAAGGAAUGGCAUGUUUUUUGUGAUGAGGUUAUGGAAGCAUUUGAAUGUAUUUUGCAUGAGGAAAAUCGAUUUGCAGCGAUGUCUCGUAAGGAAUUUUCAGAUGGGGAAUUUUUUGGGAGUUAGAAUAUUGAACCCGGGAAAUUCAGAAUGUUUUUGAAGCCUAGAAAAUUCUGAAUUUAAAAAUUGACUUGAAUCUUUUUGAUGAGAUUUUAUUUUAAUAAUUUUUCAUUUUUGAAUUUUGACUUUUUCUCAAAAAUUUGAAGAAUCAAACUUUUCCCGAUUUCAAAUAUUUUUUCUGAUAUCUGAAAAGCUGAGAGCUCUAAAAUGCCUCUCUCGUGAAAAAUUCUUGUGAAAAAUACACCAUUUUUGUUCAGAAAUUUGAAAAUGUAGUGUUUUAAACUGAAAAUUUCUUCGUUAGAAUUCCUAAUUGUCUAAAAUAACCCCAUUUUUCCCUCCAGAAAAACUCGAAAAAAUGGAAAUGAAAUGGUAUCGAGCUGAAAAAGCAACAAUCAUAAAAGUCAGCGAAUUCGAGAAAGCAAUGCAAGAAUUGGGAAUUGAGAAGAGCAAAUUCACCCUGGUGCCAGAUAUGUUUUUUGCUCGACAAAUUAUUGAACUUCCUCUUAGAAUGGGUUAUGAUGCUAUUCAUUUGAGAACACCUCAUAAAUUUUCGUGUAUUCAUUAUGCGCAGGUAUUCAGAAAAUCCAGAAAACAGUUCCAACCCAAAUUCUAUUUUUUUUCCAGGCUCAAUAUUUGAUUUUUCAACGCCUUGCUUGUGAUAUCAAUUGGGAUCACAAUGAAAAUAUAAAAGCAAGAGGAAAAUUCCGUGAAAAAAUUCUUUUUGAGAUGAGAAAAGUUGAAAAUGAUGGAGAAUAUUGGCCAUUUGAACAAGUUGAAUUAUUGAUUGAAAAAUUGAUGGAAGAAGAAUAUUAUCAAAAAGAGAGAAGUGUAGGAAUCUUUUUAGAAAAAUAAUUGAUUCGAAAAUUCGAAAAAUUUGCAGAAAAAUGAUCGAACUCCUUUAGCUAUUUGCCAUGAAAAAAGAUAUAAUGAGACGAUUUCGAAAUCCGAAUUUACUGCAUUUUUGGAGCAAAUUUGUCAUGAAAAAUUUGCGGUGACAUUUAGAAGUGCACUAUUUUUGAAAUUGAUGGGAUUUGAUGAAGAAACGGAAAAAAUUGAAGAAAUUGAUGCCUGGAAAAUUCGAUAUGUUUUUAUGAAAUAUUGGAUUGAGAAGUUUUUCGAGGAUGAACCAGAGGUUUGUUUUCUGAUCGGAGCUUUUUGGGUGAAAAAAAUAGCAAAAAUGUGAAUUUUUGAGCCCAAUUUUCACGUGAAUUUUUCAAAGUUCCCCCCAAAAUUUUUUCAGCUGAAAACGAAUGUUCUGAAAGCGUGGACUGUUAGUUUGGCACAUGUGAAUUUGGAAAAAGCUGAAGAUUUCAUCAAAUGGCAAACAACAUUAUCACAAAUGCCCAACAAAUUUGUGAAUUUCGAUGAUUUUGUUUUGACAAUGUUGACGAUGCAGAAAAAUCAGGAAAAUAUUCCGGCAUAUGAGGAAUAUCAAUGUGAGUUUGUUUUCUGGAAAAAGUUACUGUUUCAAAAAAUUUAUGAGUUGAGAAAACUAAUUUCGUAUUGUUGAACAAAACGUAUUGUUUUUCGAGCCAAUUUUUUCAAGUUUCAGAAAAUACUAUUCAAUUUUCAGAUCUUGUUUCUAAACAUCCUUGGACUAUUUUGGCCGAAUCGAAAACUGAUAAAUCAACUACGAAACCUGAACCUCCACCACCGAAAACUGAGACUUCAUCAACUUCAAGUUCGAUUUCGAAUCCAAAAAAAUCAGACAAACCCCACAAAAUGUUUGAAAAAGAAGGAUUGGAUGAAGAAACUCGAGAAAAUUUGGAACGAAUGUUUGGUGAUAUGUUUAGAGAUAAUCCUCAAAUGCAGAAUGUUCAAAUUGUAACUGAUCCCAAAGAUAUUAUGAAAGAAGAUGGAGGAUUUGAGGUUGAAUUUAGAGAUGAAAUUCUUGGAAAAAUGAAAAUUGAAGGAAGACCUGUGGAAGAGAAAGAAGAGAAGAAGGAAAUUGUGAAGAAAUCGAAUUUGGAUGAAAAAGCGGUGGAAAGAACAUUGAAGAAUGUUUUUGAUAAUGUGAAGUUAGUGAAAGAAUUUUGGGACGGGGGAGGAGAAGAUUUAUAGAUUGUCAUUGAUUUAGAGCACAGAAAUUUUUCCGGACUAAAAUCGAAAAAUUCAACGCGAAAUGAAACAUUUCGAGAAAAAUAAUUUUUUCUACAAUAAAAAAUCUACUGUUUCAAAAUUUUCUCACAUUUUUUUACAGUUUCAAAUGUUUGUUUGUCUCUUCGCCUGUCUCUUCGCUUACAUAGUUUCAAAAUCAUAUUUUACAUCUCAAAAAUAAAAAAAAAGUUUUUUUUUCCUACGAAAAAAUCAAAAUUGCAAAAAUUAUAUAAUUUUUGUGACAUCCGAUUACCAAAAAUCAUUCAGAAAUCCAAACUGAAAAAUAUAUUUUCAGCUUGGUUUUGCACCAUAUUUCGUCGCAAAAAUUUAUCGAAAUUCAAGAAUUUGAGGAUUUGGUUUGUGAAUAUUAUGAAAAUGUGAUUUCGAUUGAUGAUUUCAAAAUGUUGCCAAAGGUAGGGGAAACAUUUUCAAAUUUUGACAAAAAAUCGAUUUUUUAAAUUUUGUAGCCUUAAAAGUUGUCUUAUUAAUUUUUAACCCAAAUUUUUCCAGAUCAUAAAAGAGGAUUUGGAAAAGCUGAAAAAGAAGUUUGAAAAUGUUUUUGAGUUCAAAACUCUUAACGGAAAAGAGGUUUUCCGGAAAAUUCGAAAACCAGGAAUGCAUUCAAAACAAUGUUGUGGUUCGGAAUCUGAAGCGGAAUCAGAAGCAGAUUCAAAAUCGAAAUCUGGAACAGAUUCAGAAUCUGAUGACGAGAUGGAAUUACUUCGCAAAUUGCAAGAAAAAUUUGCGACUAUUACGAAAUUGACGGAAGAAAAAGUUGAGCCGAAAUUCGAAAAACAAGAAAAACCGGAGGAAAAAUGCGAAAAUUGUGAAGAAUAUUUGAAGAUGAUCGAGAGAAAUAUUGAGAAUCUAAACGAAUAUGAGAAGAAAAUUGAAGAAGCGACGAAAAUUAAUGAGGAUUUUAAAAAGUUUGUGAUUUUUGAGGGUUUUUUGAAGGUUGGGCUACAAAAAUUCGAGAAACUUCUUUUGGUAUAUUAACUGCGUACUAGUUUUUGACUGAGUAUCUAAUGCUCUGAAAAGUUUUUGGUUUUUGUCAAUUUCUCCGACCAUAGAAAACACCGGGAAAGUACGUUACAAAUUUUGAAUUUAUGUGUUUUCUCCUCAACAUUUCAAUAAUCGAAGUUUCAGAGUAUUCGAAGAUUCUACCACGAAAUAUGAAGGAUUAAUCAGUGCGCUGAAUAGAGAAUUGGAAUUGAAGGAUAUUCUUAUUCAACGUCUUAAUGAACGGAUUGAGUUGUGAGUUAUUUUGGAUUGAGGGAAUAAAAAUUUGAGAUAAAUUCUGAAGAUCCACGUCGAUUUUUAGCACCAAAAUCAGAAAAUUCUAAAUUUUUAACCUAAAAAUUUCACGUUGAUCUAAAUUUUAGGCUGAUUUUCUCUGAAAUAACAUCUCACGUCUAUGUUUCAAAAAAGUUUCCAAAUCCUCGUGUUUUUCAGAGAAUCGGAAUAUAAGAAACGAAAUGCUGAAAUGGAGAAUUUGAAAUGA